AAAACCAACACGGAAAAAAUGCAAAAACAAGUAGAAAGGUAAAUUAACAUUUACCAUUUUCUACUCGACCACCCCGCAUACGCUUUUUGUAUUCCUCAUAUAACGUAACGCUGUUUAAGUUAAACUUAGAUACUAGUUAGCUUAAUGUAACCUGACCUGGAAGGCGACCGGCCGGAGUAAACAUAGCAGGCUUUAUCGAGUGAAGGCGAUAGUUAAACGAUUUUAUUCACCGCAAACCAUGACUUGUGCUGCGGACGAAGACGACCCGUUUCCCGCGGACGACUGUCUGUUUGCCGAAACGUUUUCUCAGGAAAAUCAGUAUAUUUUGGCCGGUGAGCAGCUGAAGAUAAGACAGGUGUUCGGUGCCAACCUCGGCGUGGCUGCCCCGGUCUGGGAAGCUGCGUUACACUUGUGCCGUUACUUGGAGGAGCAGAGUGUGGAGCUGGGAGGAAAGCGCAUCAUAGAGCUGGGAGCAGGGACCGGUGUGGUCGGGAUUUUGGCAGCACGCCUCGGUGCAGCUGUGACCCUCACAGACCUUCCUCUGGCUCUCCCACAGCUUCAGGCCAACGUCUCAGCUAACAUGCCGCCCAGUGGUUGGCCUUCACUUCCUCCCACUGUCCUCCCUCUGUCCUGGGGUGAGGACCACAUGAACUUCCCAUCUGACUGGGAUCUGGUGCUUUGUGCAGAUAUCAUUUACCUCCCGGAGACAUAUCCACUGCUGGUGGAGACACUAACUCAUUUGUGCAAGAAUGGUGCUGUGGCAUAUUUCUCAUCCAAGAUGCGAAAAGAGCACGGGACUCCUGGUUUCUAUGACGAGUGUCUGCCAAGCAGAUUUAAAGUGGAGCUUGUCCACCGUGAUGACAAACAAAACAUUAAUAUCUACCGGGCAUCACUAAGAACAGACCAGUGAAAGCAGGGACAGCUGUUUACAGGCAGGAGACCUGGAUUAGUUACUGUACUGAGUAAAGUUUCUUGGGUUUUAAGUGAAUUAAAAAAAAAAAAAAAAGCAGUGACUGUUCUGUAAAAUGAAGCUGUCAGAAAGUACAGUGUGUUACACUUAAUUUGUAUACUCUUAUAAAAAGAGCUUGCCCUCUGUGAAUCCUCUGUAUAAAGAAUUAAGAAAUAUGUAGUAUCCUGUAAUGUAAUA
Molecule: messenger RNA, 1147 nt
Organism: Toxotes jaculatrix (banded archerfish)
Lineage: Eukaryota; Metazoa; Chordata; Actinopteri; Toxotidae
Product: EEF1A lysine methyltransferase 3-like
Exons: 3
Coding region: 239-910 (223 amino acids)
Biological process (GO): peptidyl-lysine methylation
Cellular component (GO): cytosol; cytoplasm
Molecular function (GO): protein-lysine N-methyltransferase activity
Source: RefSeq, a predicted model, not a curated record